Molecule: messenger RNA, 3968 nt
Organism: Lepisosteus oculatus (spotted gar)
Lineage: Eukaryota; Metazoa; Chordata; Actinopteri; Semionotiformes; Lepisosteidae
Source: RefSeq, a predicted model, not a curated record
GGUGUGAGAGGUCGCUGCGCCCGCCGGCUUUGCUUCCCUCUUCCUCCAGCGUUCGCUCUCUCUUUUUGGAUCUCCACUGCAAUGGCGGAGCAGCAGCAGUUCUAUCUCUUGUUGGGCAACCUGAUGAGCCCUGACAACAAUGUCAGGAAGCAGUCUGAGGAAACCUAUGAAAACAUCUCUGGCCCGACGAAGAUUACAUUCCUGCUUCAAGCAAUCAGGGAUGCCUCUGCUGCUGAGGAGGUCAGGCAAAUGGCGGCAGUCCUGCUUCGGCGACUGCUGUCCUCUGCCUUCGAUGAGGUCUACCCCACCCUAUUGGCGGACAUGCAGACCGCCAUCAAGACGGAGCUCUUAAUGGGCAUCCAGAUGGAAGGCUCACCAAACAUUCGCAAAAAGGUCUGCGAUAUUGCCGCUGAGCUGGCCCGCAACCUGAUCGAUGAUGAUGGAAACAAUCAAUGGCCUGAGGUUUUGAAGUUCCUCUUUGAUUCUGUUAAUUCUCAGAAUGUGGGGUUGCGUGAGUCAGCACUGCAUAUCUUCUGGAAUUUCCCUGGGAUAUUUGGAAAUCAGCAGCAGCACUACCUGGAGGUGAUCAAGCGCAUGCUGGUCCAGUGCAUGCAGGAUCAGGAGCACCCAUCGAUCCGGACUCUGUCCGCCCGGGCAGCAGCAUCCUUUGUGCUGUCUAAUGAGAGCAACACCGCAAUCCUGAAGCACUUUGCUGACCUACUUCCAGGGAUCUUGCAGGUGAGUGCAGUGCAGUGCAGUCAAGUUUACAUCUGUAGGCAUUCCUUUGAGCACCUUAGUUUGACAUUUCUUAAUUCUCCCCAGCUGUGCGCAGACACCAAUCUGACAAACAUGCAGCGGCAGCUCGCUCUGGAAGUCAUAGUCACGCUCUCGGAGACCGCUUCAGCGAUGCUGAGGAAGCACAGCAACAUAGUGUCGCAGAGCAUUCCCCAGAUGCUGGCAAUGAUGGUGGAUCUGGACGAGGAUGCGGAGUGGGCCAUGGCAGAUGAGCUGGAGGAUGAUGAUUUUGACAGCAAUGCGGUUGCUGGGGAGAGUGCCCUGGACAGAAUAGCCUGUGGUUUGGGAGGGAAGGUUGUUCUGCCAAUGAUCAAACAACAUAUCAUGCAGAUGCUGCAAAACCCCGAUUGGAAGUACCGUCACGCUGGACUGAUGGCUCUCUCAGCUAUUGGAGAAGGCUGCCACCAGCAGAUGGAAGCAAUCCUGAAUGAAAUAGUCAGCUUUGUCUUGCUUUUCUGCCAGGAUCCUCAUCCCAGAGUGAGGUAUGCCGCUUGCAAUGCGAUUGGUCAGAUGGCCACAGACUUCGCCCCCACCUUCCAGAAGAAGUUCCAUGACAAGGUCAUCUCUGCACUGCUGCAGACUAUGGAAGACCAGAGCAAUCCCCGUGUUCAGGCCCAUGCUGCAGCUGCAUUGAUAAACUUCACAGAGGACUGCCCCAAAGCCCUGCUCAUCCCCUACCUGGAAAACCUCGUCCAGCAUCUGCACACCAUUAUGGUGACUAAACUGCAGGAAUUGAUCCAGAAGGGCACCAAGCUGGUGCUGGAGCAGGUGGUUACCUCUAUCGCAUCUGUGGCGGACACCACGGAGGAGAAGUUCGUGCCCUUUUACGACCUCUUCAUGCCAUCCCUGAAGCACAUUGUGGAGAACGCAGUGCAGAAGGAGCUGCGGCUCCUCCGAGGGAAGACCAUCGAGUGCAUCAGCCUGAUCGGGCUCGCUGUGGGGAAGGACAAGUUCAUGCCAGAUGCCUCAGAUGUGAUGCAGCUGCUCCUAAAGACUCAGACUGACUUCAAUGACUUGGAUGAUGAUGAUCCCCAGAUAUCUUACAUGAUCUCUGCUUGGGCAAGAAUGUGCAAGAUCCUCGGCAAAGAAUUCCAGCAGUACCUCCCUGUUGUAAUGGGGCCCCUCAUGAAGACUGCUUCCAUUAAGCCAGAGGUUGCCCUUCUAGACACCCAGGAUAUGGAGAACAUGUGUGAGGAUGAUGGGUGGGAGUUUGUCAACCUGGGAGAUCAGCAGAGCUUUGGAAUCAAGACAGCCGGGCUGGAGGAGAAAGCCACUGCCUGCCAAAUGUUGGUUUGCUAUGCCAAAGAACUGAAGGAGGGAUUUGUUGAAUACACAGAGCAAGUUGUGAAGCUCAUGGUUCCUCUGCUUAAAUUCUAUUUUCAUGACGGUGUGCGUGUCGCAGCAGCAGAAUCAAUGCCUCUGCUGCUGGAGUGUGCCCGGGUACGAGGACCCGAAUACCUGACCCAGAUGUGGCACUUCAUGUGCGACGCCCUAAUCAAGGCCAUCGGCACUGAGCCAGAUUCUGACGUGCUGUCAGAAAUAAUGCAUUCUUUCGCAAAGUGUAUUGAACUGAUGGGUGAUGGGUGUCUAAACAAUGAGCAUUUUGAGGAGCUGGGUGGCAUCCUGAAGGGUAAACUGGAGGAGCACUUUAAAAACCAGGAGUUAAGACAAGCCAAACGGCAGGAUGAAGAUUAUGAUGAACAGGUGGAGGAAACAUUACAGGAUGAGGAUGAAAACGACGUUUACAUACUGACGAAAGUCUCGGAUAUUUUGCACUCAAUUUUCAGCAGCUACAAAGAAAAAGUGCUGCCCUGGUUUGAACAGCUGUUACAGCUCAUAGUCAACCUUAUUUGUCCACACAGACCAUGGCCAGACAGGCAGUGGGGGCUGUGCAUAUUUGAUGAUGUGAUUGAGCACUGCAGCCCAUCCUCCUUCAAAUACGCCGAGUACUUUCUGCGCCCCAUGUUGCAGUCUCUGUGUGACGGCAGCCCUGAGGUCAGGCAAGCUGCCGCCUAUGGGGUUGGUGUAAUGGCACAGUGUGGUGGAGAGAACUACAGACCAUUCUGUACAGAGGCCAUUCCUCUUCUGGUAGGAGUGAUCCAGGCUGCAGACUCCAGAGUCAAAGAGAAUGUCAAUGCCACAGAGAACUGCAUCUCUGCAGUGGGCAAGGUAAUGAAGUACCGACCUGAAUGUGUAAAUGUGAAUGAGGUCCUGCCUCACUGGCUGUCCUGGCUGCCUUUGAAUGAAGACAAGGAGGAAGCUGUCCACACCUUCAAUUUCCUGUGUGACCUUAUCGAAAGUAAUAACCCUAUUGUGCUUGGACCGGACAAUUCAAAUCUACCCAGGAUAUUCUUAAUAAUAGCAGAUGGUGUUGUCAACGAAUCAGUUAAACAUGAGGAUGGGUGUAGCAAACGGCUGGCUAAUGUUAUUCGUCAAGUACAGGUCUCGGGGGGGCUAUGGACAGAAUGUGUAUCAACACUGAAUGAGACGCAGCAGAAGGCAAUACAGGACCUGCUGAACACUGCUUGAAGGCCUUAAUGUUGCAAACAUAGCUCCAGAUAAUCCUGUCCCUUUUUAAGCAGAUGAAGAAAAAAAAAAAUCAAACUGUAGCAUGUCUGGAUCUCUUCUGCAGACCAAACAGCAUUCCCAGAGCAGCUGUGUGGUACCGAUCUCUGUGUGUGAGUGAGUUCCCGUUUACUGAGGAGAACCAGGAUACAACCAUCCUAAAGUACUGACACUUAGAGUAUUUUUCUAUCAGAACAUCCUCCUAAUCUCGGCGAAAGGGAAAGCUUGGAAGACCACUUUAUGGUUAGGUAUAACAAAUUUCUGGUAUUAAACUUCCAAAUCAGUUACUCCAAAGUAGGUGUGCAUUGUAACAAUAUAAGCAUUUCUAUUCAUCUAGUGUUAACUGUACUAAUAGGAGUGAGAUAUUAUGGUAGCCAAAUGUCCUUUACCCAGUGUCACAGCAGACUUGGGUGGUAAGGGCCUAGCAAGAAUGUCACUGUUUGUUUUAUAUAGACCAGCCUGAAAUUGCUCACUGAAUGAUUUGCUCCUGGUGUGGAAAGCUGAGUGCCAGCUUACAGGAAGUGCUCUUUUAACAUGUGAAAGUCUUUGGCAUGUCUGGCAGUACCUCAUUCAUUCUUCCAUUGAAUAAACAGUGAUGGAAAACAAGA